This is a messenger RNA of Penicillium longicatenatum, 219 nucleotides long. RefSeq lists its product as uncharacterized. The record is from RefSeq and is a predicted model, not a curated record. The transcript has a single exon. The coding region runs from base 1 to 219 and encodes 72 amino acids. Lineage: Eukaryota; Fungi; Ascomycota; Eurotiomycetes; Eurotiales; Aspergillaceae.
AUGGACCGUAAAACUCUCAUCCCAGCUCGUGUGGGGCUUUCAUUCUUGCACUUUGAUAAGGCUGGUACAGUGGAGGUUGAGGACAAGGUCCGAGAAAUGCAGGUGAUGUUGCCACAGUUGGAGGCUGGAAUCCGGUCAAUUAUUCCCAAUUCAGGCCAUAGUAUGGAUGGAAUGGGUGGGUUUCGCCCUGUGUGGUACAUUGGCAUUAAUUUUAAAUGA